AAUUGACUUUGCACUCCGCUGUUCUCUCGUUCUUCCCGAGCCUCCACCUGUCAUCUGUUGCUUCCCGACCCAAAUCUUGCAAGCUCCGGCAGCUGAGAGCCCCGCGUACCAUGGGCCUCCUAGACCUCCCCACCGAGCUCCUCGACGGCAUCCUCGAUCUCACCUUGCCAUCGGGGAUAGAAUCUUUCGCGCUCACAUGCAAGACUGCUUAUGCCCUCGCUGCCCCGCAAGUUCAGCGACACAAUGCGCUGAAGCGUCAAUGGAGACGGACAACCAACUACAGCACGCCGCGGCACGGCGAUACGCUCCGCAUCUUGUACGAGAUUUCCCGCGAUCCGCUCGUUGCGGAGUACAUCGAAAGCCUCGAUUUAUGGAAUGAAGAGGAGCCCGGGCCGGACGAGGAAGAGGACGCGGGUCGAGAGGGUGGCCUUCUGGACGACUUUCGCACCGACCAGGCCGCGAUGGAGAAGCUCAAGGAAAUGGUCACUGCAUCCGAGUUCCUGGACGGCGAUGGGCAGGAGUGGUGGGAGCAGAUCGUGAAAGAGGAGGAAGCGUAUGACGGAGACAAUCAACACUUAUCUCACGCUACCAUAGCCCUACUCGGCCUUCUACCCAACUUAAAGACGCUUCGAUUAUGGCCUGAUUGGCUGGAAAUAUCUCGCUCAUCGCCGAAGCACGAUAAGUGGCUUCGGACGAUGAAUGAGGGGCUGAAGCGAAUUGUCAACAGGGCUGGCCAAGGGAGCGGGAGGCCGCUGGGGAAGCUGCAAGCCAUCGUGCCGUACAUGUGGGCUGGUUACGAGGAGCGUACUGGGCUGCAGGACGUGCAGGCAUUCAUGACUCUUCCGAGUCUUACAGAGCUGUACCUGGUCAGCUGCAUUGCUGUCGACGACGGCUACUCCGGCAUCCCGUUCGAAUGGGCGGCGCCCGGUCUUAUGUCUCACCUGACGCGCAUCGAACUUGCUUCCUGCUGCAUGGAUGCGGACGGGCUCUCGGCUCUGGUCUCCCACACACCGAAACUGUCCAUCUUCAGGUACUCCCACGAGACAAAAUGGCACGGCUGCGAGCAUGACUGGAAUCCCGGCUCUUUCAUCGAAGCCCUAGCCAGGAACUGCGGUAAUACCAUCACCGAGCUCGCAAUCACUAUCGACACACUGUACGGCGAAAUCAUCAAUGGCGCCUCCUCGUUCCUCUUCUUUCCCAAACUCGAAAUCCUGGAGGUCGACGUGCGAAUCUUCUGCGGCCCCCCGGUGGAAAGCGGACAGCAGCUUGGCGAAAACGCUGUCAUGCCCGAAGGAGCCCGCCCCUGGACCAAGGAAGACAUCCCGUGCAUAGGAAGCAUGAUGCCCAAAAGCAUCGUCCAGUUGUCCAUCAACACAGAAUUUCCGGAGCCGGACGAGAUGGCGCUGAAAUCGCUGCUGAAGAACCUGAAGGAACAGCGCGCCGAGCGACUGCACAAGCUGGAAACAGUCAUCCUGAGGCAAUACAGCAACGACAGUGCGCACGAAUUUGCCAUAAACGCGGGCGCUACCUUGGAAGCUUUCGAUCACGGAGUCGAGAAUGUGAGGCCGCGGCAUACGAUGCCGUUGUGGAAACGUGAGUUUGCCGAACGGACUGCAUGGCUCAGAUCCUAAAGCUUCGUCAGGACCAACGGGGCAGCCCCCGCACUCAUGAAAAGCAGCGCUUUCGAAGUCCGAGGUCUCCAGCAGCUCUAUACGAGUCCUCUUAUUCGACGUCGCCGUGCACUGUAGCCUUGGGUUAUUUCAGAGGGUAUUCUUC
Molecule: messenger RNA, 1776 nt
Organism: Trematosphaeria pertusa
Lineage: Eukaryota; Fungi; Ascomycota; Dothideomycetes; Pleosporales; Trematosphaeriaceae
Exons: 1
Coding region: 111-1631 (506 amino acids)
Source: RefSeq, a predicted model, not a curated record